CGCAAAUUUAUUAGGCGAGGCACCUUGAGGUUUUGGCUAUGGACCCGUAUAAAUACACAUUGUUCGCUUUGAAAACGUUCCUGGAGCUUGUCUUAGGCCUGUGUGAAGCAAUUGCACAGGGAAAAUGGCUGAAGGACAGGACAUUCUAUACGAGGUCAGAGACCAGGUGGCCAUCAUCACUUUGAACUUACCAAAGGAGCUCAACGCUCUUGACAGCAACCAGUACUUACUCCUCGGCACUCUCAUUGAGAGAGCAGAUAAGGAGAAGGACACCGUGGUCACGUUCAUCCGCUCAACAGGACGCUACUUCUCUGCGGGUGCAAACGUCAAGAGCUUGACUGGUACACCGCCUUCGGAGGGGACUAUUGAGGAAGUUGACUACUGGUUGUCCAAGUUCACGGCUAGAAACGCGUACUUGACAACGAUCUUCCAGGAUCACUCAAAGGUUUUGGUUUGCGCCUUGAACGGACCUGUUGUUGGGCUGUCAUCUGCUCUCGUUUCCAUGUGUGAUUUCAUCUACGCGAAGAAUGAGAAGGUGUUCUUGUUGGCUCCUUUUGCAAACCUGGGGUUGGUGACGGAGGGUUCUUGUGCCGCAACCUUGGUUCAGAGAUUGGGUAUCAGCGUGGCAAAUGAGGCGCUACUGCUCUCAAGACCGAUCUUUGCCCGUAGACUGGAGUCGUUGGGCUUUGUAAACAAGAUAUAUAACGUUGAAGACACUGAAAAGUUCAACGACUUGGUGUUGGAGGACUUCUGGAACAUGAUUAAAGAUUUGCACUUUGACAGUGUCAGGGAUAUCAAAAAGAUCAUCAAGUCUACUUAUAUCCAAGAAUGGCAGAGCGUUAACGCCCAGGAGGUUGUUGGCGGUUUGUUCAAAUGGUUGGAGCAUGUUCCUCAGACCAAGUUUAAGAAAGUUGCCGGUAGACAGUUGAAACACAAGCUGUGAAUUCCUCCCCACGUUCCACUAUAUAGGAAACAUCGUAUAUAAAUAACACAACACAAGCAUGUUAAGACUUCCUCUCCCUCGCUAGUCUCUCCAGAUCGAGGCUCUUCAAUUCCUCGUCUAAAUCAUGUUCGUCCUCUUCCUCCGGUUCCAGAGUCCUCAAUAUCACCUCCGGGAGAGGUUCCUCUCUAUUCUUCUUCUUGCUGAUACUGACGCCUCCCAUGAUGGAGAACACUAGAACAAGAACCGCC
Molecule: messenger RNA, 1191 nt
Organism: Williopsis jadinii
Lineage: Eukaryota; Fungi; Ascomycota; Saccharomycetes; Phaffomycetales; Wickerhamomycetaceae
Gene: ECI1
Product: dodecenoyl-CoA isomerase
Exons: 1
Coding region: 125-943 (272 amino acids)
Biological process (GO): fatty acid beta-oxidation
Cellular component (GO): peroxisomal matrix
Source: RefSeq, a predicted model, not a curated record